UACCGCAAACGCCCGCAAAACCGUCGCCGCCGAAAAAUAACAAUCCUCAUCAUCAGCUGCCUGCCAUCCAUCCGCCGAAACAGCACAAUGGGUCACAUCACAUGAUGAACAACGGAACGUUUCCGAUGCAACAAUUGGCGCAACAUCAUCAGCAAAUUGCCGGAAGGCAUAGCAGCUGGGAGCCGGGACGCAUUGGCGUGGAACAUUUGGCUGGAGCACUUAGUCCGCUCUGUAUCACCGAUGCAAAUCACGAAAUUGUUCGACCGAAGCCGAGGAGACCUUCUGGCAAUCCUCGCGGCGACAUCCCCAACUACAAACCCCAAAAUCAAAAUGGCUCAGCGCCCAUUUCUCCCGGAAUGCAUCAAAUUGCGACAUCAAAUCCCGUUUCCGCAACCAACCGCAUUCAAAGUCCCCUAAUUGCUACUCCUGCAAAACUCAAAUCUCCCAUUAGUCCUCCGAAUGAAUCGCCAAAACAACAUUUUUCCCCGAUCAACCAAAAACCCGAAUCUGCCGAAAUGAAGGGAAAAAUUCCUCCCGCACCAAAAAUGCCCGAAACAAAGCCCGGAAAUGUUUAUAUCGCCAACAGCGUGAAUGCAAGAAGAGAAUCUCCCGCUGUCGAACCGAAAGCAACGCCUUGCCAAAAAGCGAUCGUCGGAAAAGUUGCGUCAGUAGACAUUCAACUGAUGCGUGGCUUGGCGAAAAUUCAAAGUUCAAAUCCGACACGAAUUACGGUGCAAAGUCAACCUGUAAAAGCGCAACCGGCAAUGAUUAGUUCAGGUUUGGAUAAAAUCAACGAGGAAAAAGGCGUAAAAGGCGAAGCGAAUGUCUUGGAUAAAGAAGAGGAAAAAAAUGGCAAAAGUUCACCGAAUCAAAAUGGAUUGCCAACGGCAAAAACUCCCAUUACCCGAACGCAUCAUCAUAACGGCGCUCACGAUUUCCCGAGAUUACAACGCGUUCAAGAGUGUCACAGUUCUUCGGACGAAAAUCGAUCUUCGGGACACGCCAGCAUGUCAGAUGGGCAUGGAAGUAGUUCUCCGGGCGGCGGAAUUCCCCUGAAUUCGGUUCCAGAAACCGAGAGACUUGCAGCUGGCGUCACGAAUCGCAGCCAACGAUCAAAAACGAGCAACGGACAUCCUCGAGCGCGGCAUAGAGGGACUCCAGCGAAGAUUCCAUGGGCCGGCGGAGGCUUGGAAGACAUCAAAGCGGCAAUUCAACAGUUGACGAUGCGAUCGCAGACAAGUACAAGUACCUAUAGUAGUUUAAGUGCGGGCUCCGAAAGUUCAGUAGAGCCCGUAAGACGACUUGCGCGAUACUCGUCGAUGGAAACAAUCAACACGAAUGUCACUUCUGCUGAUGAAUUUGUGUGGGUUGACUCGCAUAAUCGCCUCGUCGAGUUACAACAUCCGCCUUGGAGUCAACAUUGCGUCAUGCGAGUUAUCAAAUCAGGUCGAUGUCGCGAACAUGCUGAAAGAAUUUCCGUCGAAGCGAUUCCUCGUUUGGGAUAUUUGCUUCAAAGAGCACUUGUUCGAGUUGCUCGCGAAAUUCAGAGACUUUCAGGCGGGCUGGGAUUAUGUGCGAAACAUGAAGUUGCGAGUGCCUUUAAAAUCGUCCUUUGCCCCGCGUUGGCGGAUUCUUGCAUCAAAACUUGUCUUCGGGCAGCGGCGAUGUUUCAAGUUCCCGGCGAUGGCGCCAUAAAACAGAGUAAAAGUGCAAGAGCAGGCCUUCAACUCCCCGUUGGCAGAUUUCAUCGAUGGAUGGUCGAUGCGAGAUUGGGUCGUUUUGUGCACGAAUAUGCGGCGGUUUAUUUGUGUGCCGGCAUGGAAAAUUUAUUGGAGGAAAUUUUGUUGCAAUGUUUGCCGCAAGAUGCAAAUUCGCCGCUCACAGCGACGGGAUUGGAACAUGCGAUUGCUGGUUCGGGCGAUUUGUGGGGAUUACUUCAGCCGUAUGCGCAUCUAAAUGCGGGGAGAAUCGCUUCGGGAGCAUUGACGAUGCCAAGAUGGGCAAGUCAAAGUUCGAUAGGAUCGGGAUCGGGAGGUUCAGCGUCGCAUAACGGAAAUAGUCCCGGGUUAGAGCCGUGUUUGUUAACGACUUGCGUGGGGAGUUUGAAUGAACUGAAAGACUUGGUUGUAAGAGCGCAGCAAAGAAGUCAACAUAUAACGCUGUCACAUGGUGCCUUGCGAGCGUUGUUUUAUUUUAUGCGGUGUUCGCAGUUGGAGCAUAAUGAAGGCAACAAUUCAAGCAACUCAAGCAACGUACAAGAGUUAUGUUACGAAAGAGCGUAUGUUGUUCUUCCUCCUCUUGUUGAAUGGUUACGAGUUGCUUCUGCUCACGCUGAAUAUCGACACGCCAUCCUAAUUGACAAAGACGACAUCAUGCAAGCAGCUCGAUUGUUACUUCCAGGCGUCGAUUGCCCUCCAAGACCCAUUGUUAGCGAAGAAGACUUACCCUCAAAACGUCAAAAUAUCAUUUUAAGCCAUUCCAGCUCGAAUCAAGGAUCGUUAACGUCAAAUUCUUCAACGGGAUCCACGAGUAUCGAGGAAUCAAGUGAAUGCGGAAAAAGAGCAACAUUAGCUUUGGCAUUUAAAUUAAUGCUUUCCGGAAGACCUGAAUUACUUAUUCAAGCGUUGUCGAUAGUUCCUCCAACAACAAGAUACGACACAAUUAACCACCAAGGACUGACUCCUCUCAUGAUCGCCGCCUUACGAAAUGACGAAGGAGCAAUUCAAACACUUCUCGAUGCCGGCGCAGAUCCAAAUAUCGAAGUCCCUUCCGCCGCAAAUCAAAAUUAUCCCGCAGUUCAUCCCGAAACGCAACAUUGGACUGCCGUCACGUUCGCCGCAUGUCGCGGAAAUUACAAUGCCACGAGAAUUCUCAUCGAACGCGGCGCUCGAGUUGAAGGAGGAGCACGGUUAAGUGACGAAAAAUGCACAAUAACUCCCUUGCAAGCUGCUUCCGGUAGCAUGAGUGUCGAUAUUGUCGCCUUUUUACUCUCGCAUGGGGCUCAAGCAUUCUUAUCGACACAGCAAAAGGACACUUUAUGCUUCGCGGGAACUGCUCAACGAGGUAGUUACAGUGCAAUAAGCGUAGCUGCGGCUCACGGACAACGUCAAGUACUCCGAAAAUUAUUGUCUCAUCCUUUGACGCCCGGAAAACGUGAAGUUUUAUCGCUCGAAGAGAUGUUAGCGGAAGGCGAUAAUGGUCGAGAUCGCGCAAAUGACUCACCAACGUUGAAUAAAACGCAAAUUAAGUCGCUGCAAGAGGCAAUGUAUCACAGCGCGGAAAAUAAUCAUCUCGAUAUUACGCUUGAAUUGCGAUCUUUGGGCGUUGCAUGGACUUUGCAUUGUUGGAUGCAUGCUUUGGCGGCGGCACAUGAACUGAGAUUGGAUGCUGUUAUUGAUCAGCUUCUUCAGGAUUUCCUCCAAGUGUGCCCCGAUGACUAUAGUCAACAAUUUGUCAUGGAAUGUCUUCCGCUUUUGUUCAAUAUUUUCCGUUAUAGCAAGAAAGAGGGAACGACACUAAUUUUAGCAGAUAUCUUCAGUACUUGUUAUGGAUCAGAGCCUAUUAAACCGAUCAAAGAAUCAGGACUUCAACCGCCAAAUGGAAGCAGAAUUGAUCCUAAAUUUGUAAAUAAUCCAGAAUUGAGUGAUGUGACCUUUAGAGUUGAGGGCAGAAUCUUCUAUGGGCAUAAAAUUGUACUCGUUACCGCUGCGCCACGUCUUCAAAAUAUGCUGAGCUCAAAAAUCAAUGAUGGAACGACGACACCAACGAUUCAAAUAAAUGACAUUCGAUAUCACAUUUUUGAGCUCGUCAUGCAAUUCCUUUACUCCGGCGGUUGCAAUGCUCUCGACGUUGCCACAGAAGACGUUCUUGAACUCAUGGCAGCUGCCAGUUUCUUCCAACUUGACAAACUUUUGCGUUACACGGAGUCACGUUGUGCCGAAAUGGUCGAUAUUGACAACGUUGUUGCCAUGUACAUUCAUGCCAAGGUCUACAACGCCACAAAACUAAUGGAAUAUUGUCAAGGAUUUUUGCUGCAAAAUAUGGUAGCGCUCCUGACUUACGACGAUUCCGUCAAACGUCUCAUGUUUGCGAAGAAAAUUCCCAAUCACGAUGUACUAAAUGGCUUGUUAGCGACGCUACAAAGCAGAAUAAAAGGUAGAAAAUACGUUGGAAGCUCAUCGGGCACGUCGUCGAGCAAUCAUCGGUCACCGAAUGGAGCGAACGGAGCUGUAAAUAAAAAUAAUAAAUCUAAAUAAGUUUUUUUUAUGAGUUUCUUGAACAUGACAAUUUAAAAAUUUUCUCAAUUUUGUAAAAUUUUCUAAGAUAUUAUCUGUAAAAGUUAAGAUUUAUUUAUCACUGUUUGUUUUUUUUUGUAAAAAAUUU
Culicoides brevitarsis is the source of this 4383-nucleotide messenger RNA. Its product is annotated as ankyrin repeat and BTB/POZ domain-containing protein 2. Bases 102 to 4256 code for a protein of 1384 amino acids. The record is from RefSeq and is a predicted model, not a curated record. NCBI's taxonomy places the organism in Eukaryota, Metazoa, Arthropoda, Insecta, Diptera, Ceratopogonidae. The transcript is spliced from 9 exons. Gene Ontology annotation, cellular component: nucleosome. Gene Ontology annotation, molecular function: DNA binding; structural constituent of chromatin; protein heterodimerization activity.